AAAAGGAUUUGGUAAUAAAAACCCAAUCGAUUUGGUAUUUUGUCAUUUAAUGACUGGAUCUAUUUUUAUUUUUUGCAUAAAAACAAACUUUUUAACAUACCGGAAGUUAAUUUUGUUCAUACUGGGACAUUAGUCACAUUAAUUUGUAUUUAUAAAAACAUGUAAAGAAUUUAUUUUAUAUUUGUGGUUUGAAAGCGCUGAUAGUGGAUGUAGUAACAGCAGAAAUCCUCUGCGCUCAGCGCGGACGGAUACUCCAGUGCGACAGUGAACUUUCCUGUCCGGGCAGUCCGACCGUCAAUCAACACUCGUAUUCAUCCGCUGGAGGAGACCAGGAAGUAGAGUCAGAGUGAGACGUCACUCCCGCCGAGGUCAAGGCGCGAGGCAACUAGCACAACUCGGAGCAAAGUCAGACCCCACCGGUGAUGCGCGCGAGGCUUUUAUUCAGGUCACCCCCCCAAAAAAAAAAAAAAAAAUACGCGGGACACCGUGGGAGCGAUGUGUCGCCGGCUUAGUUCGGGCUGUCCCUCCCCAGCUUAGGUCUCCAUUCAGAACAUGAGCCUUGGAGUUUAAACGAGCUCACGUGCGACCAACAGACGCGCGCGCGCGCGUGGACAGACAUGAAUGAACACACACCUGAAACGAGCCAUGAAUGAGACAAAAGGAGGAGAGGCGCGCGCGCGUGAACCCUGCCCUCCUUUCCUACAGGACGGAGGUCUCUCACGUUUCCAUCUCCCCUCCUCCCUCUCCUCCUCCUCCUCCUCCUCUCUCACGCGACGAGGGGGAAGAGGAGGGUGAUAGGAGAGGGAAAAUGAAGUCAAUUAUACAAGCGCCCGGCUCCAUGAAGCUCCCUCCUCUCCUGAACCACUGCCGCUGGGGGCUCAGCAUGCGCCGCGGCUCCGCGUAGCCUCCACCGGGACCGCCGGCUCCGCUCUGCAGGCAUGUCGGCCGACAGUCCGGACCCGGCCGCGGACAAACCGGCAGAUCGUGGCGAGGAGGAGGAGGAGGGGUCGUGCACGGCGGGAUCCUCGACGCCAGCUGUCGAGCAGCCAAGAAAACGAAAGGGAGCUGUGGAGGAGAGGUCAGACGCCCAGCACGACUGCCAAAUGGACGAUCACGUCAGCAGAUCUGAAGGCGAGGAUCAGCAGGUCAAAAUGAAAUGUUUCAGGGAGCCUCACCGCCAGAUCGAAAAGCGGCGAAGAGACAAAAUGAACAAUCUCAUCGACGAGCUGUCCGCCAUGAUCCCCGCCUGUCAGCCCAUGGCUCGAAAACUGGACAAGCUCACCGUGCUGCGAAAAGCUGUCCAGUACCUGAAAUCCCUUAAAGCUGGGGCGAGCGGCGCCUUCGCAGACUCCACCUGCAAGCCUUCUCUGCUGCCUCAGGACGACCUCUGGCACCUUCUGCUCCGGACGGCCAACGGCUUCCUGCUAGUCGUGAGAUGCGACCGCGCUAAGAUCCUCUUCAUCUCCGAGUCCGUGUCCAAGAUCCUCAACUUCAGUCAGUUGGAUCUGACCGGCCAGAGCUUGUUCGAUUUCCUCCACCCCAAAGACAUCAACAAAGUGAAGGAACAGCUGUCGUCCUCAGAGGUGCUCCCUCGCCAGCGCCUCAUCGACGCAUCCACUGGAGUUCAGAUCCCGGUGGAGGCGCCCGUCCGGACGCACCACAUGUCCACCGGAGCUCGCCGAUCCUUCUUCUGCCGCAUGAAGCACAGCCGGGUUGCAGGGAAGCACGAGGACAAGCACAUUCUGCCCAACGCCUCCAAAAAGAAAGACGGUUACAGAUACUGCACACUGCACUGCACCGGAUACAUGCGCAGCUGGCCGAGCGGCCAGCUGGACCCAGAGGGCGACACCGUCGACAAGGAAACCUCCAGCAUGAGUUGCCUGGUGACCAUGUGCCGCCUGCACUCCCACGCCUCCUACCAGGCCCCCAAAGACGUCCGCGUCAGAGCCACGGAGUUCGUCACCCGCUGUGCAAUCGACGGCAAGUUCACUUUUGUAGAUCAGCAAGCCACGACCGUUAUUGGGUAUUUGCCUCAGGAAGUUCUCGGCACGUCUUGUUACGAAUACUUCCACCAGGACGACCUGCAGCACCUCGCAGCCAAACACAGACAGGUUCUUAGAAGCAAAGAGAAGAUUGAGACGCAAUGCUACAAGUUCAAAACAAAACACGGCUCCUAUGUCUCCCUCCAAAGUCAGUGGUUCAGCUUCACCAAUCCGUGGACCAAAGAAGUGGAAUUUAUCGUGUCUUUAAACAGGGUUAUCUCGGGGCCUGGUCGCACUGAAGACGAGCAGGCGGGAGCCUCAAAAGCACUUCAUGAAGCGAAGACAUUGAGCGACAUCCCCGGCCUCGCCGACAGCGUUGGCACCAUGAUUUACGCAGGAAGCAUAGGGACUCAAAUCGCAAACGAGCUCAUCGACACCUGCAGAGCAAACUCGUCUCCAUCAAGCGGUGCUUCAAGUCCUUUCGGCCCUGCGCUGGAGAAAUGUCCGCCGGCUAGUAAGAGCGCCAGUGAGCCGCCGCCGGAGGCAGAAGUACUUCCUGUUCAGGCGAGCAGAGACGAGGAAGCGGGCAGCUCCUCCCAGUCUCAGUCGGGCUCCAGGACAGACGAAAGUGUGAGCGGUGCAGCGUCGGAGAACACAGGCGAGUCCUCCCAGCUGGACUUGGAGAUCAUGGGGGUUUCGGGGCUGAGCAGCUUCAGCAGCGACGAGGCGGCCAUGGCGGUCAUCAUGAGCCUGCUGGAGACGGACGUGAACAUGGGUCAAUCGGGGGACUUUGAAGACCUUCACUGGCCUUUCUAGAGGGAGCUCAGCGCCCCUCCGUUGUGCCGUUUUGUUUGUUGCCAUUCGGCGAGAGCCUCACAGUCCAGUCAAUCGUCUGAAGACUUACCCGGCCUUGAACUCAUUAGACUGGCGCCAAAGGCCGCAACUUUUCAUACUUGAUGACCGCUGGGAAGAAGCUGAUAGGAACUGUUGAGUCUCCCCUGACGGUCGCCUGGUUCUUGCUUGAAGGAAGGCGAGGUUAAAGUGCCCCUGGAGCCUGUGGUGGCCCAGUGUCUUCCUCUGAGACAUUAUCUGAAGGGGCCCGAAGCCACGGCCUACUGCAGCAGAACAAUGCGUCUGCUCUGCUGGCCUCGGUGACCACGAUCCGACUGCCAUGCGCACUGCUGCUAGAGAAACCCUCGACUCUCCCGCGUUGUGUUCAAAAAUAUUUGGAACACAUUCAUUAUUAGUGUGUUACUAACAGGACAGAACAGGAGAAGCAUUUCCCUGAACAGCCUGCAGUGCUAAUGAGGCUAGCUCAGGGCUCUGCAACUGUUGACAGUGAAGGAGCCAUUUGGUUCAGUUUUUUACUGAUCUAAACUCAGCGAGAGCCGUUAAGUCCCAAGUCAUCGUUAAAAAAUACUCUGUGGCCAUGAAGCCAUUCAUUUAUAACAUGCAGAUUUUAAAUAUCAACAAACAUUGAACUAUAACGGGGUUAUAUUUUUCUACAAAUAACUUCUUUUGCUUUUGCCAUCAGCACAUCCAAGUUCCUUUCAAAAUAAAAUCCAACAAAGCCAGCAAACGUGGCUUUUUCCGUCAUUACGGAUGCAUUAUCCUGUUAAAACCUGACGACAUUUAGAAAUUAACCAACACUACAAACCCCUGACUUAUUCAAAUCAUCAGCCUUUGGUGGAUCAGGCUCCUGUGGUCUGACAGUGCAUCCACUCCAACCGUAGUCCGCCCCUAAAAAUCCUUGUAAUGUGUGCGUGCAGUGUGAGUGCACAAAGGAAGUGACGAUAACACAGAACUGCAAAACAAAUCCGCCGCACUAAAAAGACUGAAAAGCCAGACGGCAGGAGGUGGAGGGAGGCACUAGGUCCUCAGCGGGUCCCAGCUUGUUUAGUGCAAUAUGACCUCCAACCGAGCGAGUUUCUCCCUCUGUUAGAUCAUCCAGAUGCACUUAGUGGUACCUUCUUCUUGACAUUUCUAGAAUCCAACACUCCUCUGUGACCACAAGAGCAAAGAAAACGUGACGUGGAAACUCGUUAUCCUUGAUUUAGCUCUUGAGAGUUCAGAAGGUCAAGAGCUACAUAAAAAUAUGUUUCUGACUAAAUCAAGAAAACAGAUCAGAUGUCCAAAAAACAGCAACUUAACCGUAUUUUUCCUUUCCAUUUGCUUUGUUAAUUAAUCUUAUAUCUAAUCUAUAACUGGGUUUUACGGCAAUGGUUGACAUCCUUUCUUUUAGUGAGACCCCAGCUUCUUGAAUUUUUUUUAGAUACAUUUUAUAUUAAAUUGCACAAUACAUCCGAUAUAAUCCCAAAACUGUACAAAAAGGCUAAUUCCAAGUCACUUCCUACUGCAAAAAUCAUAUAAAUUGAGAAGCAAACAGUUUUCAGGUUAUCUAACAAAGGCCAAAGGUUAAAUACAUAUCCAAAAACAAAGCAAAGACGAAAACUGUUAUAAAAUGUCUAAAAAGCUUCACUUAACUGGAUUUAUUUCAAAGUUUGUAACAAUUCUGUGUUGUUUAUUUUAAAUGAAAGAUUUCAAAACUAAUAUUUUGAAAUCUUAUCAAAUUAUGAGUGAAAACUGUACUGAUAAGGGGGUCUCUGUUAUUCCUACAUCAUUGUUAUCAUUCGAUGUGAUUGGCAAACACAUCAACGAGUUCAGACCGCUAAGGGUUAAGUUCCUGUUUUUGAGAAUUUCAGACUUAAACAUAUCAGUUUUAGACAAAAAUCAAAUGUUUAGCUGCAAACUGGAUGAAAACAGUUGCAGAGAAAACAAAGGCAAAGGAAUUUAACCUAAAACCUUUCAACUUGAUAAACUUUAGAAGGAUGAGAAAUGUUCGUAGUUGGAGGGUUUUGGUUCUCUCUGAUGAUGAGAGAUGUAAAGUCCUGCUUCCUCAAGUCUUAUCUAAAUCAGGUUCAUUCAUGCUAACAGGUUGUGUUUGCCAUGGAGAUGAUGGGGGGAAAAGCAGUUAUUCUCACCCAAACACCAUGACCCCAGGAGAAAAGAAGCUCAACGGAGAAAUGAACCCCUGUAGACAGAUACUAAAAGUGAAGGCCGAGCUGUGUGUGGAUCUAACAUGGAGUCCGGCUCUGAAACACUCCAGAACCGUCUGUGGUUCUCAGAAAUAUCAUGUGACUGAAUUGCCUCAUGCCGUUGUUGCUUCUGACAAAGGUUCUGUUGCAAAUCGACAGUUCUGAUGGUCCCUGCUGUCGCCAUCUGUGCCGUUUGAAAAUGGAACCUGGAGCCCUCGGAUCACAGCCCGCUUUCAAAAGACUAAAUGUUUGCCGUUUGUAGGUGAAAACUCGUCAGACAUCUGCUGUAACUAGGAAUGGAAGUCCAUGUGAACGACGGUAAAAUAGUUUGAUAAACUGUCAACGUUUUUUUUUUCAUUUAAAGCUAGACUCCAACAUCUGAAUUUGUCAAAGAUGGACUUGUAUAGAAGUGACUGAAAUGCUGACUGUGGUGCUUCGGCAAACUAGUUUUAUGUACAGCUUUUGCAAAACUGUUCAUCAACCAACUGGAGUCCACAAAGACUUUAAAAAAUGCAAUACUGAAUAAAUUUUUAUACAAAUAUCUGUCUUGUC
This is a messenger RNA of Oryzias latipes (Japanese medaka), 5569 nucleotides long. RefSeq names its product basic helix-loop-helix ARNT-like protein 2. Gene Ontology annotation, cellular component: cytoplasm; nucleus; transcription regulator complex. The record is from RefSeq and is a predicted model, not a curated record. Gene Ontology annotation, biological process: regulation of DNA-templated transcription. Lineage: Eukaryota; Metazoa; Chordata; Actinopteri; Beloniformes; Adrianichthyidae. Gene Ontology annotation, molecular function: protein dimerization activity; DNA-binding transcription factor activity.